GUCACCUUUGAAGUCACGACUGCAGAGGGAAAUUACAAGCAAUCCUGCCUCGAGGUAAAGUCUAGAGAGCCCAGAGGAACAGAUCAACUUCAUAGAGAUCUGUAAUAGUGGUGCAGAGAACUGGGCAUCUAUUAGAAGCAAGUGCAGUAGUAGACCUUGCAGAAAAAGGAUUAAACAGCAACAGGUUGCUCAGGAACAUGGUGGCACCACUUAGCUGAUAGGGUCUCACGUGACUUAGUCCAAACCUUAGAGACUAGAGAGGAACAGCUUGAGAAAAGGCUUUCUACAAGACUUGUAGAAGUCAUAAAGGUGAGGCUUAGUGAUGACCUUGAAGCAUUCCUCGUUACUUUUGAAAACAAGACUUCAACUAUUGAGUAGCCACAUGAUCAAAAGCAGACUGGACUGGCAAUGUGUUGCAGCUGACUCUUAGCUGGGGUUUGAACAGCUUUGGAGCAGUUCUGUCAUUCCACAGGGAAGGAGUGAAACAACUGACAUCCAAUGAAAAGGACCACUUUGAGGAAGGCAAGCAACUAACUGCCUAACAUUUCUCUAAAGCUUAGAAUGGAGUCUAAGAUACUGUAUCAGCUAUUUAUUAGAUUUCUCAGUCUUGCUGGAGUGGAGAAGACAGGAGACUGUUCUCCAACCUGUUAGAGGAGGGUGAAACAAAGGACUUCAGAGGCAACUGGAAGCAGGCAGGUGGUCUGCCUAACUGACUUGGUCUGCCUGAGGUGAUCAGUAUGUUAGAAAAGAUUACGAUGUAUUUAACUGUGUAUACUGUUUUUAUUUGCUUAGGACAGAGGAGGAUACAGAAGUGCAAACUUAGGCUGCAAAAACUCAGAAGCUCUACCACUGAUGAGCUAUUCUUUCAGUUAAUGUCACCAGAUAAGAGGGUGUGGUUGUUGAACCAAUCAGCUAGAUGAAGCUCUUUUCAAAGUUAAUAUAAGUCACUCCAUCUCAUAUCAAAACACAAUAGCAAGCAUGCAAUUUUUUUCUGCUUAUGUACAUGGGAAAAGAUUUUAUUUGCCUUUCUCUAGAACCAGGUAUGGCUAGUUGGUAUUUAGUAGUCUUGGUCUUGUUUCUGUUUUUUCCCUUUUGUGAUACUUCAGGGUAUGUAUAUUUAUGUCUGUAGCUCUCAAAUAAGAACACAUAGUCAUAGUUGAAGUAUUUGAGGGAAAUUUGGAAUAGAAUUUUUUAUUGAUUAAUUUUGCAUUGAAGAAAGAAUAGUGAAGAGAAAUUGAUUUCUUUCAGUAUCCAGCUGCAUAAAGCAAAUUCAAGCAUUUGUUCCUUUCAUUUAUAGGAGUUGUUUCCCAUUUGUUCAUAUACUUGCUUUCAGUGAAAUUUACAUCUUAGAAGCCUAUGAGAUAAAAAGGCAUUAAGCUACACAGGAUUUUCCUGGCUUAACCACUUUGAGCUUCGCAGUCACAUGGAAUGAACUUUUUUGACUUCUUUCUGACAGUUGAGUAAUAUAACUGCCUGCAGGACAUUUGCCCUUAUUGUGGUAAAAUUUGGCCAAACGCAGAGGAAGACAUUGAUGUAUAAUGUCAGACUUACGUGACUUCUAUGGAGCACCAAUAUGGGGAAUGUUAAGACACGAGGAUUGAUUAAAUGCCCACUGAAAAUAACCUGUAUUUCUAUAGCUUUGAAAGAAUGCUGGAUCGAGACUACACUACUGAAUUGAGGCGUCAGUUCAAUAAAGGGAAGAAAGGCAGGUGUCAGAAGUGGAACCACAGUUUCAAUUGUGAUCAUUUUAAAGGUUAAUUGGCAGUGCAUCCGUAGCACUUAAGGAUCUUGUAGGUAACCAAAGCAGAUCAUGCCCUUUCAAACUCAUACCUCUGCUAAAUGAAAGGGGACAAGAAACUGGAGCCACAAUAGAUUUGGUAGUAGGAUAUGAGCCACCAGCUGGACCUGCAAACCCGAAUGACCCAGGAGGGACCAAUACACAAGAAGCAGAUGGAGAAGAUGAUGGAGAUUGUGAAGAUGUCAUGGAUAGUGCUGUUCCUGGUAUCACACCAACAGUUCCAAGUGGCACAAAGGAAGCCCAGCUAGCUAGGCGCAUCACCAAAGGAAAGAAAACACGGAGAAUCCUUUCUAACAAACCACAAGAUUUUCAGAUUCGUGUUAGAGUCAUUGAAGGUCGUCAGUUACCUGGAAAUAACAUAAAACCAGUUGUCAAAGUUCAUGUUUGUGGUCAGACGCACCGAACAAGAAUCAAACGAGGAAACAACCCUUAUUUUGAUGAAAUAUUCUUCUACAACAUCCACAUGACUCCUUUAGAGUUGCUUGACGAAACAAUUAGCAUUCGGGUAUAUGAUUCUUACUCCCUUCGAGCAGACUGUCUAAUGGGUGAAUUUAAGAUUGACAUUGGCUAUGUCUACGAUGAGCCUGGCCAUGCAGUCAUGAGAAAAUGGCUUUUACUGAGUGAUCCUGAGGAUACAAGUUCAGGAGCUAAAGGCUAUAUGAAAGUCAGCAUGUUUGUCCUGGGAACUGGAGAUGAGCCACCAGUUGAAAAAAGGGAAAGAGAUAAUGAAAGCGAUGAUGUGGAGAGCAAUCUGUUAUUACCAGCUGGAAUUGCACUUCGAUGGGUCACUUUCCUCCUCAAAAUCUACAGAGCUGAGGACAUUCCACAGAUGGAUGAUGCUUUUGCACAGACUGUCAAGGAAAUAUUUGGAGGAGAAGCAGACAAGAAAAACCUGGUGGAUCCCUUUGUGGAAGUUUCUUUUGCUGGAAAAAAGGUUUGCACAAACAUAAUUGAGAAAAAUGCUAAUCCAGAGUGGAACCAAAUUAUUUAUCUUCAAGUCAAGUUUCCCUCAAUGUGUGAGAAAAUAAAGCUUGCGGUUGUUGACUGGGAUCGUCUUACCAAAAAUGAUGUAGUAGGAACAACAUAUUUAAGCCUCUCAAAAAUUGCUUCUUCUGGAGGGGAGGUUGGAGAAUUUUCAUCUUCCGGAACUGAUUCUUCAUCAUAUGAAGUCAACACUGGAGAAACAGAAGUUGGCUUUUUACCAACAUUUGGGCCCUGUUACUUAAAUUUCUAUGGAAGUCCAAGAGAAUACACAGGAUUCCCGGAUCCAUAUGAUGAAUUAAACUUUGGAAAGGGAGAAGGAGUUGCUUAUAGAGGAAGAAUUCUGGUUGAACUAUCUACAAUGCUUGAAAGCAAACCUGUUAAUAAAAAGUUAGAUAUGAUUCCUAAUGAUGACAUACUUGUUGUUGAGAAAUACCAGCGCAGACGAAAGUUUUGCCUGGCUGCUGUGUUUCAUUCUGCUACCAUGCUGCAAGACACUGGUGAGCCUAUCCAGUUUGAAGUUAGCAUUGGUAACUAUGGCAACAAGUUUGAUACCACCUGUAAACCUUUGGCAUCGACAACUCAGUACAGUCGUGCUGUUUUUGAUGGUAAUUAUUAUUACUAUCUGCCAUGGGCAAACACAAAGCCAGUGGUAACACUGACUUCUUUUUGGGAGGACAUAAGUCAUAGAUUAGACCCUGUGAAUGUAAUCCUGAACAUGGUUGAAAGACUGCAAUCCAACUUAACCAACUUAAAAUCAGGAAUGCAGGCUAAAAUUUCUGAAAACAGAUUAGCUGAGAUGUGGCUGAAGCUGAUUGACGAACUUACAGAUGAUGUAAGUAAACCAUUUCCCCUCAUAGAAGGCAAAUCUAAUAUUACAGUCCUUGACACUCAAAUAGAAAAGCUGCGCCUAAGGUCUCUCAAACAGAUUGGAGAAGCAGCAAGAAGGAUGAGGAAUGAAGCUACCGAUGUGAAAACCACUUUGACAGAAAUUGAGGAUUGGUUGGAUAAAUUAAUGCAACUGAGUGAAGAGCCACAAAACAGUAUGCCUGAUGUAAUCAUAUGGAUGAUCCGAGGGGAGAAAAGACUGGCUUAUGCUCGUGUUCCUGCACACCAAGUGCUGUAUUCCACCACAAGCCCCGAAUCAUCUGGUAAAUACUGUGGAAAGACACAAACAAUCUUCUUAAAGUACCCACAGGACAAGACGAAAGACGUCAAAAUGCCUGUGGAGUUGCGAGUUAACAUUUGGCUUGGGCUCAGUGCAGUUGAAAAGAAGUUCAAUAGCUUUGCCGAGGGAACGUUCAGUGUUUUUGCAGAAAUGUAUGAAAAUCAGGCUCUUCUUUUUGGAAAGUGGGGUACCUCAGGACUUGUUGGUCGCCACAAGUUUUCUGAUGUCACAGGAAAAAUCAAACUGAAGAGAGAGUAUUUUCUACCCCCAAAAGGCUGGGAGUGGGAAGGAGAAUGGAUGGUUGAUCCUGAAAGAAGUUUGUUGACUGAAGCUGAUGCUGGUCAUACCGAGUUUACUGAUGAAGUGUAUGAGAAUGAGAGCCGUUAUCCUGGAGGAGAAUGGAAAGCUGCUGAAGACAGUUUCACGGAUGUGAAUGGAGAAAAAGCUCCACCACCACGUGAGUUCACGUGUCCUGCUGGAUGGAUGUGGGAAGAUGAUGCUUGGAAAUCAGACUUAAAUCGAGCAGUGGAUGAGCAUGGAUGGGAAUAUGGAAUUACUAUUCCUCCAGACACUAAACCAAAGUCAUGGGUUGCUGCAGAGAAAAUGUAUCAUACACACCGACGACGAAGACUGGUGCGAAAGCGUAGGAGGGAUUCAGCUCAGGCAGUAACAACAGGAAGGGGAAUGUCAUCAUAUGAAGAUCAAGAAGGAUGGGAAUAUGCUUCCUUGAUUGGUUGGAAAUUUCACUGGAAACAACGCAGUUCUGACACUUUCCGUCGAAGACGAUGGAGACGAAAAAUGGCUCCCUCAGAGACACAUGGGGCUGCAGCUAUCUUCAAACUUGAAGGUGCUUUGGGAGCAGACACUAGUACCGAUGAUGGAGAAGGGAAGGGUUCAGACAAAACCAAGGAGUCAGCUACAACGGUGUUUGGUGCCAAUACACCACUUGUUUCCUGCUACUUUGACAGGGUGUAUACUUACCACCUUCGCUGUUAUGUAUACCAGGCAAGAAACCUCAUGGCUUUAGACAAAGACAGCUUUUCAGAUCCGUAUGCACAUGUUUCUUUCCUCCAUCAAAGCAAAACAACUGAGAUCAUUCAUUCAACUCUAAAUCCUACAUGGGAUCAAACUCUCAUAUUUAAUGAAAUUGAGAUCUAUGGGGACCCACAGACAGUUGCCCAAAAUCCACCUAAUGUUGUUAUCGAACUGUUCGACAGUGACCAAGUGGGUAAAGAUGAAUUCCUUGGAAGAAGUGUUUGUUCCCCCAUAGUGAAGUUAAUUCCGGAAGAAGACAUCACACCAAAACUGCUCUGGUAUCCAGUAACAAAUAAAGGCAAAAGCAGUGGAGACAUUCUUUUUGCCGCAGAACUUAUUUUAAGGGACAAGAGUGGUUCCAAUCUUCCAAUUCUUCCUUCUCAAAGAGCACCAAAUCUUUUCAUGGUGCCUCAAGGUAUCCGACCAGUUGUUCAACUUACUGCUAUAGAGAUCCUUGCCUGGGGGUUACGGAAUAUGAAGAACUACCAAAUGGCUCCUGUUACGUCACCAAGUCUCAUAGUGGAAUGCGGGGGUGAAAUGGUGGAAUCUGUGGUCAUCCGAAACCUUAAGAAGACACCCAAUUUUCCAUCUUCUGUUCUGUUUAUGAAAGUGCUUUUGCCAAAAGAGGAGUUGUACACUCCCUCUCUUGUUAUUAAAGUGAUAGACCAUAGACCAUUUGGACGAAAGCCCAUUGUGGGACAGUGUACUAUUGAUUUACUGGAAAGCUUUCGCUGUGACCCAUACACUACUGAAGAAGACAUUGCUCCACAACUGAAAGUUAGUCUACUCUCUGCUGCACCUCGCCAGGAUACGGUAAUAGAAAUGGAGGACACGCAACCACUGCUAGCAGCUCAGUGUUUAAGCAGUAUGUCAACAGCACUCAGCAAAAUGGCUUCCCCAACCACAGUGCAUCUUACAGAAAAGGAGGAAGAAAUUGUUGAUUGGUGGAGCAAAUUUUAUGCUUCAAUAGGAGAACAUGACAAAUGUGGACAGUAUAUUACAAAAGGAUAUGAUACACUGAAGGUGUAUGACUGUGAAUUGGAAAAGGUACCUGAAUUUAAUAACCUAACAGAUUUCUGUGAUACGUUUAAGCUGUACAGAGGCAAAUCUGAGGACAGUGAUGAUCCCUCAGUUGUUGGGGAAUUUAAGGGAUCCUUUAGAAUCUAUGCAUUACCUGAUGAUCCCACUACUCCAGCUCCUCCCCGCCAGUUCCGUGAGCUACCAGACAGUGGGCCUCAGGAGUGUAUUGUGCGAAUUUAUAUCGUUAGAGCUUUGCAGCUUCAACCCCAGGAUAACAAUGGGCUGUGUGAUCCUUAUAUAAAAAUAUCCCUAAGCAAAAAAGUAAUUGAAGACAGAGAUAAUUACGUGCCUAAUACUCUCAACCCCAUUUUUGGCAGAAUGUAUGAACUCAGCUGCUUCUUACCUCAAGAAAAAGAUCUGAAAAUUUCGGUCUAUGACUACGACACAUUGACUCGUGAUGAAAAAGUAGGUGAAACCAUAAUUGAUCUUGAGAACAGAUUUCUGUCCCGUUAUGGAUCUCACUGUGGCAUCCCACAGCAGUACUGCACUUCAGGUGUGAAUACCUGGCGUGAUCAGCUGAAACCAACCCAGUUAUUGCAAAACAUAGCCAGGUUUAAAGGCUAUGCUCCUCCUGUCUUCUCUGAAAAUGGUAGAAGGAUUACCUACGGGGGACGAGAUUAUACUUUGGAGGAAGUUGAAGCCAAUAAAGUACUACAUCAGCACCUUGGUCCAGGUGAAGAGCGGCUUGCCCUUCAUAUCCUCAGAACCCAGGGUUUGGUACCCGAGCAUGUGGAGACGAGGACCUUAUAUAGCACCUUCCAGCCCAACAUCCCUCAGGGAAAGCUCCAGAUGUGGGUUGAUGUUUUCCCCAAAAGCUUAGGACCUCCAGGCCCUCCCUUCAACAUCACUCCACGAAAAGCCAAGAAGUAUGUCUUACGAGUGAUUGUCUGGAACACCAAAGAUGUCCUUCUGGAUGAAAAAAGCAUCACAGGGGAAGAAAUGAGUGACAUUUAUGUGAAGGGAUGGAUGCCCGGUAAUGAGGAAAAUAAGCAGAAAACAGAUGUUCAUUACCGAUCACUGGAUGGUGAAGGAAAUUUUAACUGGAGAUUUGUUUUCCCUUUUGACUAUCUCCCAGCAGAGCAACUCUGCAUAGUUUCCAAAAAGGAACAUUUUUGGAGUCUUGACAAGACAGAAUUCAGAAUCCCACCCAAACUGAUCAUCCAGAUAUGGGAUAAUGACAAAUUCUCCCUGGACGACUAUCUUGGUUUUGUGGAACUUGAUUUACAUAAAACAAUAAUUCCAGCAAAAGUUCCAGAGAAGUGCAAUAUAGACAUGAUUCCAGAAUACAAAGCAGACGUUUCUCAGAAGGUUCCCAUGACUGCCUCUCUCUUUGAGCAGAAAUCCAUGAAGGGGUGGUGGCCAUGCUGUGUUGAAAAGGAUGGCUCUCGCAUUUUAGCGGGUAAAGUUGAAAUGACAUUGGAAGUUGUCAAUGAAAAGGAAGCUGAGGAGAGGCCAGCUGGUAAAGGAAGAGAUGAACCCAACAUGAACCCCAAACUAGAUCUACCAAAUCGACCUGAUACUUCCUUCCUAUGGUUUACAAACCCCUGCAAGACAAUGAAAUUUAUUGUGUGGCGCAGGUUUAAAUGGCUCUUCAUAGGCCUUAUCAUCCUGCUGAUUAUACUCUUGUUUGUAGCAGUACUCCUCUAUUCAUUGCCGAACUACUUAUCAAUGAAGAUGGUGAAACCAAUUUAAAGAAGAGGUUUUUUUCCACCUCGUCUUUUUAAAUUAGCAGUGAGAUUUUGCCUCAGGCUGUGGACCAAAUUGAGCAAGACUUUCCAUGCAUUUUGUUGGCUACUAUUUUGAACUGGAAAAUAGAUUAUAAUUAAGAAUUUAACCAAGGUUAUUCAAGACUCAAAGGGUCAUGUCUGGUAUUUUAGAAAGCAAACAAACAGAAGACCCACGUGUAUGUCUUGAAUACAGUAAUAUCUAGCCCUGGUAAGGUUCUGACUUCCUUUGCUUUUAUACCAACUAGAUUUUUCAUGAAAAUCACUCAGGAAACUGCCAGUUCUUACUAUUUCUAUUUUUUAACAGAUGCAUCUUUUGAUAAUUCCCUCUCCACGGGUGCACUUUGCCUUUUAAAAAAAAUGAAAAACAAGCACCACUUACUACCUGUACCAAAGAAAUCUUACAGUGUAAUUAAAGAUAGGUCAGAUGAUUUUAUAAAAUGAUUCAACAUCAUUCUGCUUAAAAUAUAAUGUCAAAUCUACAUUGCAAUAACUAUGUAUGUAUCUGAACUGCAUGCAUGUGGAAACAACUACAUUAAUAUACUGUUCACUUAUUGUAACUUAAAAAUGGUUAAAUAAACUUAUCCACAAGUAAAA
This is a messenger RNA of Gallus gallus (chicken), 8383 nucleotides long. RefSeq names its product myoferlin (gene MYOF). The record is from RefSeq and is a predicted model, not a curated record. Gene Ontology annotation, cellular component: membrane. Gene Ontology annotation, biological process: plasma membrane organization; membrane fusion. The coding region runs from base 1983 to 7754 and encodes 1923 amino acids. NCBI's taxonomy places the organism in Eukaryota, Metazoa, Chordata, Aves, Galliformes, Phasianidae. The transcript is spliced from 53 exons.